GCUCGCGCGCCCAACGGACCAGGCUGGGGCCGUGAGGUAACUGUUGCAGCCAGCGGAGCUGGGAGGCGACACCGAGUCUCCAGUCCCGAGAGGUGCCCAAGGGAAAAGGAGGCGGCAGCCAAACUGGUCCUGGAGAGAAGCCCCUUCUGCCCCUCUCCUCAGCCAGCAUGUCCCGGACUCCGCCGCUCCUCAGUCCGCGAGGUGGGGACCUCAGGCCGUGGCGGCGGGCGCAGCCCUGACGGGUUGUGAGUCGGGGGGCGCCCCGAACGCAGGGGCUGGGGUCUGGGAACGCGAGCGGCCGCUGCGGUAGGAGCGGGGUGUGCUGAGUCCCGUGGCCACCCCCGGCCUCAGCCAUGAGGAGGGACGAGCGAGACGCCAAAGCCAUGCGGUCCCUGCAGCAGCCAGAUGGGGCCGGCUCGCCCCCCGAGAGUCUGAGGAACGGCUACGUGAAGAGUUGCGUGAGCCCCUUGCGGCAGGACCCUCCGCGCGGCUUCUUCUUCCACCUCUGCCGCUUCUGCAACGUGGAGCUGCGGCCGCCGCCGGCCUCCCCCCAGCAGCCGCGGCGCGGCUCCCCCUUCUGCCGGGCGCGCCUCUCGCUGGGCGCCCUGGCUGCCUUUGUCCUCGCCCUGCUGCUGGGCGCGGAACCCGAGAGCUGGGCUGCCGGGGCCGCCUGGCUGCGGACGCUGCUGAGCGUGUGUUCGCACAGCCUCAGCCCCCUCUUUAGCAUCGCCUGUGCCUUCUUCUUCCUCACCUGCUUCCUCACCCGGACCAAGCGGGGACCCGGCCCGGGCCGGAGCGGCGGCUCCUGGUGGCUGCUGGCGCUGCCCGCCUGCUGUUACCUGGGGGACUUCUUGGUGUGGCAGUGGUGGUCCUGGCCUUGGGGGGAUGGCGACGCAGGGUCCCCGGCCACGCACACGCCCCCGGAGGCGGCGGCCGGCAGGUUGCUGCUGGUGCUGAGCUGCGUGGGGCUGCUGCUGACGCUCGCGCACCCUCUGCGGCUCCGGCACUGCCUCCUGGUGCUGCUCCUGGCCAGCUUCGUCUGGUGGGUCUCCUUCACCAGCCUCGGGUCGCUGCCCUCCGCCCUCAGGCCGCUGCUCUCCGGCCUGGUGGGGGGCGCUGGCUGCCUGCUGGCCCUGGCGUUGGAUCACUUCUUUCAAAUCAGGGAAGCGCCUCUUCAUCCUCGGCUGUCCAGUGCCGCCGAAGAAAAAGUGCCUGUGAUCCGACCCCGGAGGAGGUCCAGCUGCGUGUCGCUAGGAGAAACUGCAGCCAGUUACUACGGCAGUUGCAAAAUAUUCAGGAGACCUUCGUUGCCUUGUAUUUCGAGAGAGCAGAUGAUUCUUUGGGAUUGGGACUUAAAGCAAUGGUAUAAGCCUCAUUAUCAAAAUUCUGGAGGCGGAAAUGGAGUUGAUCUUGCAGUGCUAAAUGAGGCUCGCAAUAUGGUUUCAGAUCUUCUGAUUGAUCCAAGCCUUCCUCCACAAGUCAUUUCCUCUCUACGGAGUAUCAGUAGCUUAAUGGGUGCUUUCUCAGGUUCCUGUAGGCCAAAGAUUAAUCCUCUCACACCAUUUCCUGGAUUUUACCCCUGCUCUGAAAUAGAGGACCCAGCUGAGAAAGGGGAUAGAAAACUUAACAAGGGACUAAAUAGGAAUAGUUCGCCAACUCCACAGCUGAGGAGGAGCUCAGGAACUUCAGGAUUGCUACCUGUUGAACAGUCUUCAAGGUGGGAACGUAAUAAUGGCAAAAGGCCUCACCAAGAAUUUGGCAUUUCAAGUCAAGGAUGCUAUCUAAAUGGGCCUUUUAAUUCAAAUCUACUGACUAUCCCGAAGCAAAGGUCAUCUUCUGUAUCACUGACUCACCAUGUAGGUCUGAGAAGAGCUGGUGUUUUAUCCAGUCUGAGUCCUGUGAAUUCUCCCAACUAUGGACCAAUGGCUGCUGGCUCUCUAACUAAUCGAUCACCCAUAGAAUUUCCUGAUACUGCUGAUUUUCUUAAUAAGCCAAGCAUUAUUUUACAGAGAUCUCUGGGCAAUGCACCUAAUACACCAGAUUUUUAUCAGCAUCUUAGAAAUUCUGAUAGCAAUCUGUGUAACAACUGUGGACAUCAAAUACUGAAAUAUGUUUCAACAUCUGAAUCAGACAGUACAGAUUGCUGCAGUGGAAAAUCAGGUGAAGAAGAAAACAUUUUCUCAAAAGAAUCAUUCAAACUUAUGGAAACUCAACAAGAAGAGAAAACAGAGAAGAAAGACAGCAGAAAAUUAUUUCAGGAAGGUGAUAAUUGGCUAACAGAAGAGUCACAGAAUGAACAGCAAACAAAUAUUGAACAGGAAGUAUCACUGGACCUGAUUUUAGUAGAAGAGUAUGACUCAUUAAUAGAGAAGAUGAGCAACUGGAAUUUUCCAAUUUUUGAACUUGUAGAAAAGAUGGGAGAGAAAUCAGGAAGGAUUCUCAGUCAGGUUAUGUAUACCUUAUUUCAAGACACUGGUUUAUUGGAAAUAUUUAAAAUUCCCACUCAACAAUUUAUGAACUAUUUUCGUGCAUUAGAAAAUGGCUAUCGAGACAUUCCUUAUCACAAUCGUAUACAUGCCACAGAUGUCCUACAUGCAGUUUGGUAUCUGACAACACGGCCAGUUCCUGGCUUACAGCAGAUCCACAAUGGUUGUGGAACAGGAAAUGAAACAGAUUCUGAUGGUAGAAUUAACCGUGGGCGAAUUGCUUAUAUUUCUUCGAAGAGCUGCUCUAUUCCAGAUGAGAGUUAUGGCUGCCUGUCUUCAAACAUCCCUGCAUUAGAAUUGAUGGCUCUAUACGUGGCAGCUGCCAUGCAUGAUUAUGACCACCCAGGGAGGACAAAUGCAUUUCUAGUGGCUACAAAUGCCCCUCAGGCAGUUUUAUACAAUGACAGAUCUGUUCUGGAAAAUCAUCAUGCUGCGUCAGCUUGGAAUCUGUAUCUUUCUCGCCCAGAAUACAACUUCCUUCUUCAUCUUGAUCAUGUGGAAUUCAAGCGCUUUCGUUUUUUAGUCAUCGAAGCAAUCCUUGCCACAGAUCUUAAAAAACAUUUUGAUUUUCUUGCAGAAUUCAAUGCCAAGGCAAAUGAUGUAAAUAGUAAUGGCAUAGAAUGGAGUAAUGAAAAUGAUCGCCUCUUGGUAUGCCAGGUGUGCAUCAAACUGGCAGAUAUAAAUGGCCCAGCAAAAGUUCGAGACUUGCAUUUGAAAUGGACAGAAGGCAUUGUCAAUGAAUUUUAUGAGCAGGGAGAUGAAGAAGCAAAUCUUGGUCUGCCCAUCAGUCCAUUCAUGGAUCGUUCUUCUCCUCAACUAGCAAAACUCCAAGAAUCUUUUAUCACCCACAUAGUGGGUCCCCUGUGUAACUCCUAUGAUGCUGCUGGUUUGCUACCAGGUCAGUGGAUAGAAGCAGAAGAGGAUAAUGAUACUGAAAGUGGUGAUGAUGAAGAUGGUGAAGAAUUAGAUACAGAUGAUGAAGAAAUGGAAAACAAUCUAAAUCCAAAACCACCAAGAAGGAAAAGCAGACGGCAAAUAUUUUGUCAGCUAAUGCACCACCUCACCGAAAACCACAAGAUAUGGAAGGAAAUCAUAGAGGAAGAAGAAAAAUGUAAAGCUGAUGGGAAUAAACUGCAGGUGGAGAACUCCUCCUUACCUCAAGCAGAUGAGAUUCAGGUCAUUGAAGAAGCAGAUGAAGAGGAAGAGCGACAGUUUGAGUAAAAGAAAAGUCAUAUUGAAGAAGCCCAGAGGGCUGUGCCCAGGGGCAGAAAUCAUUGCCUAGUGUCCACCGGCUGACUCUCAACUGACCAUUCCCACAUGGACAAGCCUUAAUACUGUGAGAGGAUCCUUGCUCUGCUGGCAGUUUCCCACUCCUAUGCACUUUCACAGGAACUAGAAAACUAUUCUUAAACCAAGAAUACCAUCCAUGUUGACCCAUAUUGCAGAGCCCUUACUUAAAUCCUUCACUAUUGUAUGAAUACUUUGUCAUAAUGCUGCUUUGCUGGGUAGUGAGCUCUUAUUUUUCAUUGGGGGUCAGCUAUAACUAAAAACUCAAGUGACUUAUUUCAGUUACCAAAGUGGCCAGAACUUUCGCUUUUAUGAAAAUAGAUUCAUAUUGUAUUUCCCAAUGUGUCUUUUAUGUCUUUGAAUGUUUUGGAAAAAAGUCUAUGCCUGUCUAAAAAUGAAUCCAGUGUUGCCUUUCUGAGGGAUUUCUUCUCAAUGCAAUACACUGUUAAGUUCUAUUCUCCCAGCUAGGUUUAUCCAUGAAGGACUGAGUGACCUUUGUUAUAUUUAACAAAAUCCAGGUGCAUCAAUUUCUGAUGCUUUUUACUAUUGUGUAUUAUCUACUAUGUGUGUUUUAUUUCUGCUGAGAGUAUUCAGGUUUGCCAUGGACAUCAGAAGUUUGAAUUCCAGUCUUACCUUCUUUAUGUUCCAUGGCUGAAUUUUAAAGCUGUUUAGGCUUAACAAUGAAGGGAUUUAUUCUUUAGUCAAAAUUGUUAUUUUUACUCUAGCUCAGGAUUUGUAUUUUUAAAGAUUUAGUUAAUAUAAACACAGCACAGAUUUGUCAGAAGAAAAAAAAUUUGCCGUAAUACCAAGGUUCACCUUUUAUGAAAUGAGCAACAUUUUCUGUUCUUAGAUGAAUUUGAAACUAAUUAAAACCAAAGAAAAGGAGAUGUCUGUCUUUUGCCUUAAUGCAAAAUCAAAUGAAACUAAUCUCAUUAAAGAUAAAGAAAAAAGGAAUAUAGUGAGCCCUAAAGGACACGUACAUUGAAUAAAUAAUUGGAAUAUGUGGUUAUCUUUAGAUCCAUAUCUUAGUUGUCAUUUGUUUACUCUCAAACUGAUGUUCAUCUUUCUGUUAAUUUCCCUCUGCCUCAAGACUACAUGACAGAAAUGACCUAUCACUACUUAUUAUUUCUGAAGCCCAACUGCAAGACUGAUUUCUGAGAUCAAGUAAAGAAUUGGAAUACUUAUUUUUCAUAUAAAAAAUCUAAAUAUGUUAAUAAAUCAUUUCAUACAAAAGUACAUUAUUAAAUAACCAUAUUAUCAAAAUAAUCACAAGAAAAUGGACCAUAUUUACAAUGUUUUGUAAACUUGCCAGUGUGUGGAUAUGUACCCUACUUGUGAAAUACAUUUGAAGAUAUAAAGAUCAGCCAAAAUGAUGGCAAAAUGGUAGGCUAAUAUCUUCUAUUAUUAUUGGAGACCAUAUCAUAUUUUGGAUUCAUGCAAUUUUGCACACAGUGAAACCAUUAAUUUUCCAAGGUAAUUUCUUUAGAAUAUGGUAUUGGCAUGCAGUUUCUUACUUAUCUAGAAUAUUUGGCUUAUCUGAAAGAUACCAAUUUAAGAUCUCUGGAAGUGUUAGAAUUUUUGAUCCUUCACAGUAUCAAUAUUUAAUCACUAAGCUUUAUUUAUUAGACAUGUUGAGUGAGUGCUGAGUUCCUUGCUGCCACUUUUGUUACCAUUGCCACACACUAUUUGUAAACCAGUCCCACCACUUAUUACUGAUUAAUAAAAUUUUAACUGAUAAUUAUUUGCACUUAAAAUGUAUAUAUCCUGUCCUUAUAUUUCUCUAGAGUACAUUUUCCAUCAUGUUUACGUGUAUUUCUGUUAUUACUUCCUCUCCUGCAGAAUACAUACAAGUGUAUGUGUAUAAAUUCAUACAUGUGCAAGCAUGCAUAUUGAGAUUCAAUCACAUUUCCAUACUGUCUUUUAUUGGGUUUUAUAUAUAUAUAUUUUUUUUAGUUUAUGUUAUUUUCUCAAAAGCAGCAUUUUUAAUUACAAAUACUGGAUUUACUGGAUUUAAUUAUAAAUCCAAUUACUAUUGGGAACUCAUUUUUACAUAAUAUAGUCCUUAAAUUAUUUAACCCUUGCUAAGUAAUUGACAUAUGUCAAAAUAACUAGCCUAAAGAAACCCAAAAAAGUAUCUCUCCCGAGCUGAAACUUAAAAAUUCAUAAGUGUAAGAAAGAAUGUGAGAGUAUAUUAAAUGCACACCGUACUAUUAGAUGAAAUCUUACUUGAGAAAUUGCCAUAAGCCAUAUUGCAGAUCCUAUUUUGACUGCUACUGAAUCAGAUUAAUUUCUUGUUAAAAUAAUUUUCAUCAUAAAUCUCCUAUUUUUAAAGCCACUGGUAUUAGAAAUAUUCUUUUAGUGCUGUAUAUAUGUAUCUACUGACACAUUUUUCUCCAUAAAAGUACUUUUAGAAAUUAUUUCAUGAUUUGAAAGCUGUUUCCUGCUGUUAUUUCAUUACUUACUUUGUUGGUGCUAUUGGCUUUUUCUACUUAUUUUACAAGAAACCUGGAGUUUCUGGCUUACUUAAGUCAUCAGAAAUUCCCUGUAUCUAGAUUGCAUCAUCUCAUAGAAACAAACUUCACAAAAGAGAUGAAUAGAUACAACUCUGGUUCCUUCAUUAUAAUUGCCAGAUUAAUAUAAGCUCUUCUAGUGUGUAGGGGAUAGGAGUGGCAGGUGGAGCAGAGAUGCAUCACUUCUCAAAGGAAUGUGACUUUUAAGCUCAGAACUGAAGAAUUAAGAGUUAGCUCAGAAAUGACUGCUUGUAGAGAGAGAAUAACAGUGUGUACAGAGGCCAGAAGACAAAGCAUCCCUACACUGGAUGAGCCAAAGAGAUUUAGGGUGGCUGGAAGAUAGAGCACAAGAAGAGGGAGUGGUAGAGAGAUGGUGGUUAAUGAAGGGCCUUGUAAAACAUGACGUGCCACUUUAAACUUUAUUCCUAAAGGAAAUGGGAAACAAUGAAAAAGUUUCAAUCGGAAGAAUAACAUGAUUAGAUUUACAUUUUACGAGGAUCAAAUAGCAUACUUCAGUUGUCCUUUGUUAUAUGUGGGGGAUUGGUUCUAGGACCUCCUCAGCUAUAAAAAUUGUCACAUAUUCAAGUCUCACAGUCAACCCUGUGGAACCCGCAGAUACAAAAAGUUGGCCCUUUCUAUACGAGGGUUACACAUCCCACUAAUACUAUAUUUUCAUCUGCAUUUAGUUGCGGAUGCAGAACCUGCCAAUACAGGGCCAACUAUAUUUACUGAAAAACUCCACAUAUAAGUGGACCCAUGGAGUUCGAACCCAUGUUGUUCAAGGGUCAACUGUAUUUUGAAUGGUUUAAAACUAUUGUUUUGGACUGAGUUCCUGCACCUAGGCCCCAAUAGACCAGACCAAAGCAAAAUGGAGUCAUUCAUACUAAAUGCCACACAAUCAAACUGAAACUUUAAGGAAAUACAUUGAUCCCCAGACUAGUUUUUUCUCAAAACAGGAGAUUCCAGUCUAUCUGAGCAUAAUGAAGGAAGUCCCCGCUGCUUUAACCUGUACAAAGAAGACGUAAUCUGAAGUAACCUAGUGAUAACUGAUCAGUUUUUAUUUUUCUAUUAUUCUGUUUCCUUGUUCCCAUCCUUACAAAACCCACUGUUCUGCCAUUACCCAGUGGGAAUUUCAUUCUAUUUUGUAGAAUGCAAGUUACCUGAUACAUGAAUCUAGAAUAAAAGCCAAUUAUAUCUGUAA
This is a messenger RNA of Macaca mulatta (Rhesus monkey), 7484 nucleotides long. It is a transcript of the gene PDE3B, whose product is annotated as phosphodiesterase 3B. NCBI's taxonomy places the organism in Eukaryota, Metazoa, Chordata, Mammalia, Primates, Cercopithecidae. Gene Ontology annotation, biological process: signal transduction. The record is from RefSeq and is a predicted model, not a curated record. Gene Ontology annotation, molecular function: 3',5'-cyclic-nucleotide phosphodiesterase activity.